Hansenula ciferrii is the source of this 1449-nucleotide messenger RNA. RefSeq names its product Pub1p (gene PUB1). The record is from RefSeq and is a predicted model, not a curated record. Gene Ontology annotation, biological process: cytoplasmic stress granule assembly; nuclear-transcribed mRNA catabolic process, nonsense-mediated decay; regulation of mRNA stability. The transcript has a single exon. Gene Ontology annotation, cellular component: cytoplasmic stress granule. NCBI's taxonomy places the organism in Eukaryota, Fungi, Ascomycota, Saccharomycetes, Phaffomycetales, Wickerhamomycetaceae. Gene Ontology annotation, molecular function: mRNA binding. Bases 1 to 1449 code for a protein of 482 amino acids.
AUGACUACUGAAGAACAUGAACAAGUUGUUGAUCAACAACAACAACAAAAUGAUACUCAAAAUGAAGUCCAAAAGGAUGUCAAAGAAGAUUUACUAAAAAAUGAAGUUAGUGGUGAUUCAAAUGGUGAAGAUGAAACUUCUGAAUCAAUUAAAGACACCAAACAAAAUGAACAACAAAAUGGUGAUUCAUCAAAUGAACACAAUGGUGAACAAAAUAGUGAACAAUCCCAUCAACAACAACAACAACAACAACCUGAAGUUCAACCUGCUUUAGCUACUCAAGGUGGUCGUGAAGUUUCAAACAAGAUCUUAUACGUUGGUGGCUUAGAUAAAACUAUUAGUGAAGAUCAAUUACGUGAAAUAUUUUCUCAACAUGGUGAAAUUGAUAAUGUUAAAAUUCUUUUUGAUAAAAAUAAACAAAAUUUUAAUUAUGCAUUUAUUGAAUUUCAAAAUGAAUUAAAUGCUUCAAAUGCAUUUCAAGAAUUAAAUAAUAAAACUUUACAAAAUUCAGUUAUUAGUAUUAAUUGGGCUUAUCAAUCUCAACAAGCUAAAAAUUCUUCUGAACAUUUUAAUAUCUUUGUUGGUGAUUUAUCAACUGAAAUUGAUGAUGAACAAUUAAAAGCUGCUUUUAAUGAAUAUAAAUCACUUGUACAAGCUCAUGUUAUGUGGGAUAUGCAAAGUGGUCGUUCAAGAGGUUAUGGAUUUGUUUCAUUUACAAAUCAACAAGAUGCUGAAUUAGCUUUAACAACAAAACAAGGUUCACAAAUUGGUAAUAGACAAGUUCGUUUAAAUUGGGCUUCUCAUAAACAACAUAAUAAUCAUGGUCAUAAUGGUCAUCAUAAUCAUCAUCAUAAUAAUCAUCAUAAUGGUCAUCAUCAUAGAAAUAAUGGUUAUAAUCAUCGUGGUCAUCAUAAUGGACAUCAUAAUCAUCAUUUAAAUGGUUAUCAAACAAAUGGUUUACAUUCUACAAAUGGAUUCACAAAUAUAAAUCCAAAUGGAUUAAUUAAUGGUUCAACUUCAUUAACUGGUACUACAACUUCAGGCGCACCAGGUGCACCAACUCCAUUAACAAUCACACCAGCAGGUGCAGUUCCAACAGUUGCAACAGGUUUAAACAUUGUUUCACCACAAUCUUAUGAUUUAGUCUUGAGAAAAACCCCAUCAUGGUUAACAACAGUUUAUUUAGGUAAUUUAACUCCAUAUACAACACAAAAUGAUUUAAUUCCAUUAGUACAAAACUUUGGUUAUAUUGUUGAUUUAAAAUUUCAUCAAGAAAAAAAUUGUGCAUUUAUUAAAUAUGAUUCUCAUGAACGUGCUGCUUUAGCUAUUGUUCAAUUAUCUGGAUUAAUUAUAAAUGGUCGUCCUUUGAAAACUGGUUGGGGUAAAGAUAGAAUUAAUCAUAAUGUUCAAUAUCAAAAUUAUGGUCCUGUUAUUUAUCAAGGUCGUUAA